CAUAAUUACCCUUCCACGUUUUCGAAAAACGAUUUUUCCUAUCAUUACUUGAAAUUCCUUUUUCCUUCCCACUUUUUUCCCCUCCACUGCUUCUCUCGCCGUCGCCGCCCACUUUCCGGCUUCUACUCUUCUUCUCACCGCCGCUUUCCAACCAUUCUCCUUCGAUUCUUAGCACACUGUGUUCUUGGCAAUCCUUUUCUCUUCGGCAUCUUAUUUGUUUGAGGAGGAGAAGGAAAGAAUCGGAGUUGGAAUUUGAUUUCCGUGAAAUGCGCUGAGUUGAUAUCGGUUUGGUAGCGAAGAGCAGGGGACAAGUUUCCAUAGACUUCACUAGUUAAAGUAAAUCCAGUGUAGAGUUCAUACAAUGAAGAAAUUGUUCUUUUUCAGAUCUUCAGCACCCAGCAAUGGCAGUACUGAAGUUUCUCCAUCAAAAACAGAGAAACAAGAUUUCACAGGCCAGCCAUUUGAAGGUACUGGUCUUAGAAGAAGUCGCUCGCUGUCUUCAGCGUCAUUGCUUGAUGGUGGGAAGCAUAAGAGUCCUUCUGGGUCGAAGGAUAAAAAUAGAUCUCCAUAUGGUAAUUUCAUUGGCACUUCAGACCAGCAAUGUGAACGUUCAAACCGCUGUCAAACACCACCAUUAAGAAGACAGUGUAGGGCAAAGCAAUUUGAGAUACCAUAUAAUGAUUAUGGAGCUGUACCAGAGAGGCCUUGUUCUGCAUCUGCUUCUUCGUGCCAAAGUUAUGGUGAGUCUUCUGGAAAUUCUUCCACUUCCUCUAGUAAUGUCUCAAGCAAAAUCUUGGAUCGAUAUAUUGAUGAUGGAGAGCAACAGAAAGAAUCAAGCAAACCCCAAAAGAGUAUUCCUUCGAGAAAUUACCCUGGAAAUGGUAGUGGGAGGCGGCCCCCACGAGGUCGAUGUACAGCACCCACUUCGCCAAAAUAUGUUAUUGAUGAAAAGACAACGAGUCAUCCGUUUGAAGAAUUUCCGAGUUCAAAUUAUCACUUCUUUCCUGCAAAGUAUGCUGAAAAUGGAUUUGGGCAUGAAUCUCCAAGGACCAUAGCGAAGAAUGUAAUUGAGAGACUUUCCCAAUCUCAUGGAAUUCCUAAAACAAAUACAAAGGGAUUUGACAACAGUAUGCCGCCAAUCACUGUAGAAGAUAUACAUGAUAGAUCAUCAGAUGAGCAUUAUGGUUCCAAUGUGAAUGUGAUUCCGCCGAAAUUCUAUUCAGUAAAUGAACCUUCCGAAGCUACUGAUAGAAUUAAUAUGGAGAGCUCUGGUUUACAUAGACAGAACUUAAUAAAUCAUAGUGAAAUGUUAAACCUUGUUGAAACUGAAGAGGAUAUGGACGGGGAACUCAAGAGGAGAAUCAAGUUGGCAAAGGAGCGAGUCAUCCUGUUCAGAGAAGAACGUGACCGUGAAAGCUUUCUUCAACAGAGGACGGGAAUUUCAGGUUUGAUUCAGACAAUUAGACAUAUUACUGAGGAGAAAAUGAGCUUAGCACUUGAGGUUUUAAGUCUUCUACAGUCCCAAAUUACGGAAAGAGCUUCUGCAAAGGAAGAACUGAAACUGGCAAAGGAAAUAUUGGAUUCUCAAACUAAGAAACUGGAUAGAGAAAAGACUGAAUUGCAGUUAGAACUGGAGAAAGAGCUGGACAGGAGGUCGAAGGACUGGUCAUUAAAGCUAGAAAAGUACCAGUUGGAAGAACAAAGGCUUCGUGAAAGAGUUCGGGAGCUAGCAGAACAGAAUGUAUCUCUACAAAGGGAAGUUUCUCUUCUUAAUGAGAAGGACAAAGAGAAUAGAAGCUUAAUGUCAAAUUCGGAGCAAAAAGUUAAGGACUUGUCUGUAAUGAUGGACAAAUUACGGGAUGAAAACCAAAUUUUGAUGCAGAAUUUCUCCGACUUGCAGGAUAAGUACAAAACUGCUAAAGAAGAUAGAGAAUCCUUUAAGAGAAAUUUUGAGGAGAAGGAUAAGGAAUGCAAGGAGUUGUAUAAAGCGACAACGAGGUUUACGAGGACUUGCUGUGACCAGCAGAAAACAAUCAACGGAUUGCAGGAAAGGUUUACUCAUGAAUUAGGAAAGAAAACAGAAAUUGAAAGGUUCGAUAAGCAUGUGGCAAAAUUGCAGAUGGAGCAAAUAAGGUUAACUGAAGUAGAAUUGGGAUUGAGAAAGGAACUAGAAUCUUGCAGGUUUGAAAUUGAUUCACUACGGCAUGAAAAUAUAAACAUAUUCAACCGUCUAAAGCAUAACGGGAGAGAUAAUGGUGCUUUAACCAUCAAGCUGGAUGACGAAAUGUUAGCACGUGUUGAUUGUCUACAACAUCAAGGGCUAACAUUAUUAAAUGAAAGCUCCCAGUUAUGUGCAGAAUUAUUUGAGUUCAUAAAAGAGAGAGUUCAUUGUCUUUCAGAUAGUAUGCAGGGGGUGGAAGUGGUGAAGAACAACUUGGAUGGGCUAUAUUUUAUUGAAUCUGAGAUGAAAGUUCAAGGAUUGAAGCGUGGAAUUGAAAGCUUAAAACGGAGUUUAAAGAUAUCAUCUUCAUUGUUGCAUAAGAAAUCCAACCUAGCUGCUUCGGAAGUCCAUUCUCAGUGUGUAGAUGCAGAUGAGUCAAUGCAAUUAAAUUGUGAAGCUACAGAGGAUGUCGUAAAAUCUGAGCUCAAAGCAGAAAGAUUACUAACGAGUCUGUUGAGAGAGAAGCUUUACUCUAAGGAGCUGGAAAUUGAGCAGCUGCAAGGGGAAAUUGCAACGGCAGCUAGAGCAAACCACAUUCUUAGAUGUGAAGUACAAAGUGCACAAGACAACAUAUCCUGCAUUACACACAAGCUUAAAGAUCAAGAACUUCAGAUUUUGAAAAGAGACGAGAAUGUGAACCGGCUACAAAAUGACCUUGAAGAAUCUACUACAGAAUUAGCGAUCAUUAGGGGAACUGUGCCAAAGAUUUCUGAGGAAAGAGACAUUAUGUGGGACCAAGUGAAACAAUACAGUGAAGAAAAUAUGUUACUUAACUCGGAGGUUAAUCUAUUGAAAAAGAAGAUUGAAACUCUUGAGGAAGACAUACUUCUGAGGGAAGGUCAGAUUACAAUCCUCAAAGACUCUCUGAGAAACAAAUCUUUCGACCUUCUUGGUAACAUCGAAUCCACAGACGAAUUUCUUGUUCGAUGAUACCAAGAGAAUCAGGCUUACCAUUCAUUAGAUGAUCUUACUGUUCAUAGUCAUAUUUUGAAGGUGCGUUGCCUAUUGAUUUUUUUUUUUUUUUUUGGCUCCUUUCUAAUUUGAAUCUUCUCCACUGUUUUUCUUUUUCAUUUUGUUUUGGUGAUUUGAAGUGUAGAGGUCUAAAAUGACAAUCUGAUGUGUUUUCUUUUUUUUUUUUUUGUUACCAGCAGAAAAGAGUUGGUGAUAAAUAUAUAGAUUAGAGAAUCAUGGAGAAGAUUCUGCCUGUAAUUAUUUUUGGUGUGUAAGAUAAGAACCCUUCAAAUGUCAAUAGAAAAGAUCUCUGCCCUACUGGUCACAAACAAUCAAAUUGAAAAGAAGAAAAAAAAGGCUUUAGAAUUAUCAAACCCCAUAUCCUAAAAUAGAAAUUGUAAUUUUAUUUUCACGCGGG
Benincasa hispida (wax gourd) is the source of this 3590-nucleotide messenger RNA. RefSeq lists its product as uncharacterized. The record is from RefSeq and is a predicted model, not a curated record. Lineage: Eukaryota; Viridiplantae; Streptophyta; Magnoliopsida; Cucurbitales; Cucurbitaceae.